This is a messenger RNA of Pseudogymnoascus destructans, 927 nucleotides long. RefSeq lists its product as uncharacterized. Lineage: Eukaryota; Fungi; Ascomycota; Leotiomycetes; Thelebolales; Thelebolaceae. The coding region runs from base 1 to 927 and encodes 308 amino acids. The transcript has 4 exons. The record is from RefSeq and is a predicted model, not a curated record.
AUGCCAAGUCAUCGGAUUGAAUCGCGCCAUAAGAGUGACAUACAUUUCCUUAAUAGCGAAAAUGACGAGAUUAGCAGUGCAUUCCAGACUGGCUCGCUCACAUGGGCAGAGAUGAGCCAGCGUAUGGAUAUUGUCUUUGAACUUCCUGCCGAAGACUUCGCCUCGUUUCGUUGUCUUGAAAAUGGAGACCCAAAGGACCCCGUCCGCCGCCAUGGUCCCCCUAUCAGCUUGCAGGCAAAUAACAAUGUGAUCCAGCCUGGAUUCUAUGUCCUCCUCAGUCAGCUGGAGAGCCAGUUAAAAUCCCAGUCAACCGCCAGAUGCCGUUGCCCCGUACGGUAUCGCGAGCUCUAUCUGGGUCGUCAGCCACUCCCCGCUGAGAAAUUUCGCGACCAAAUCCGCAACCGCGAUGGCAGAUGCGUGAUUACUGGCCGAGCAGAUCCUGACUUCACGGCCCUCGAAGCUGCCCAUAUAUUUCCCCUCGCACACCUUGAAUUGUGGGUAUCAGGUAAAUGGAAACAGCAACUUACAGAUGACAAUAUCGAUAUUUCAGAGUCGGGCAUCAAAUCGGUCCAGAACGGGUUACUCUUGGACUCAUCUGCACAUCAUUUUUUUAAUAAGUAUGCUAUCGCGAUCGACCCCGAUAAUGGUUACCAGGUGGUUUCAUUUCGAGACGCCCCCCAAUACGAAAAUCUAACUCUGAUUCGCCGCCACAACAUUCCCGCCAAGUACCAGCUAUGCCCUGCGCUCCUGAAGCACCAUUUCCACAUGGCUGUCCUGCUCAACAUGAAGGGUAGUGCUGGAUAUCCCGAGUGGGACGAAGAUUACUCCAAGGGAUGCGAUCAAGUGGCUGAAAUUUCCGAGUCAGAUCAGGGAAAACUUCGUUUUGAGACUGUACUGGCUGAGAGGCUGAACCAUCUCCUGGCCUAA